AUGUCCUAUCCUAACCAGUUGACUUCUCAGAACUCUGCGGCUUAUCCCGCAGAUAAACUCGUUUGUGGAGAAAACAUUGUCGAUCUCGCACGAAGGAUUACAAACUCUUUCGCAACUCAGCCCUCCAUUCCGCCUCACGUUUCCACUGCCGCAUAUCGCCCAUGGUGUCCAGUCGCUGAAUACUCUCCUCUGGACAGCAAUCUUCAUUUACCACAACCACCUAUGUCCUUGGCACAACGUCGUGGGCUCCCUCCACUUCCUACCCUUCCCGACUCCGCGCCGUCGAAACACCCCACCCAUCCGUAUUCCCUUCUCUCUUUGCACCAAUUUGGCUCGGGUAACGCCUCUCCCGCCCCACCGUCUUCAGAAUGCGCCGAAUGCAUUAUCACGGACCACUUUAAAUACACGCAAAUGAAGCAUCCCGGCUCGGACAAGAUUAAUUUGAACGGGCCGUACUUCGCCGUCGAAGAGGGGAGCAUGAUGGUCAACUACUUCUGGUACAAGCCCCGCUCAGUCAGCACGGCCGCACGUCAUCCAUCCAGCCAGAAGCACUAUGUUCUCAUCGCCGACCUGCUCGAGUUUCGUCGCAUCAGCCAGAUCUCGGAUGCACACUGCAAAUGGGUGCGGCAUCCGGAGAACACGGGUCUACCAGUUGAGGUUACUUUCGUCAUUAUUGGAAACCCAAGGGACGAGGUUUUGCUUGAGACGAAGGACGUCCUCUAUCUCAACUGUGCUCAUCGCAAGGUCACCCACUGUCAAGUCGGCUACUACCUCGCCUGGGCCAUCCGCCACUUGAUCAAAACCCAGCUGCCCGACUACAAUUGGCGCGACUUCGAAUUAGUGACCUUCCAUUCAGCAGAUUGCAGGAAGAUGUUUACAAGUGUGGCACAAUUGAGAAUAAAGUAG
Molecule: messenger RNA, 906 nt
Organism: Mycena indigotica
Lineage: Eukaryota; Fungi; Basidiomycota; Agaricomycetes; Agaricales; Mycenaceae
Exons: 2
Coding region: 1-906 (301 amino acids)
Source: RefSeq, a predicted model, not a curated record